Colletotrichum orchidophilum is the source of this 3339-nucleotide messenger RNA. RefSeq lists its product as uncharacterized. The transcript is spliced from 3 exons. The record is from RefSeq and is a predicted model, not a curated record. Bases 1 to 3339 code for a protein of 1112 amino acids. Lineage: Eukaryota; Fungi; Ascomycota; Sordariomycetes; Glomerellales; Glomerellaceae.
AUGGCUGGAGUCUACAGAGAGACCACCCGAGUCUACCGGGACCCGACUGAGUACUCGUCCGAUGAAGACCGAUACAAGACCUCCACAGUCCGCCGUUACAAAGUUGCGCCAAGCCGAGUCGAGAGGGUCGAGCGCACGGAGCGAGUCCAAGUCGAAGAGGACGACCGCCGAUCACGAUACUCCGGCUACCCGCUGCGCACCUCCGGCGAGUAUGGCUAUGCUCCGGAUCGCCCGCGCUCUGCCUUUGACUCCCGAAGCCAGGUCGUUGAGCGCACGGUAACCGAACGCGAGCGCGAAGUUAUCGACCCUUACAGAGGUGACACCCGCAGCGUCGUCUACGAAAAGGAAUACGAACGUGAGCGUGAGCGCGCACCCCGCUUCGAUGCCGGUCGCUUCGACGACGUUCGCAGCGUCGCCGAUAACCGCAGCGUUAUCGAGGUCGAGCGGGAACGCGAGCGUGUCGACUGGGAUCGCCGCUCUAACCAUCGCCACCACCAUCAUCACCAUGAACCCGAAACAGAAGUUAGGGUCGACAAGCGCGUCGAACGCCGUGAGGAUGGAGACGUCACGGUCGAGAAGCGCGUGGAAGAAUACCGUGACGAUCAUGGCGGAGCAGAGGUCGAAAGAUACCGCAAAGAGACCGAAUUUUACUCUCCCGUCAGCCCCCCGCCAAUCCCUCAACCCGUCAUCAUCCGUCAACAAGCCCCGGAACCCCAAAAGAUCAUUGUCCAGGAAGCUCCGCCCCCCGCACCCAUCAUCGUGCCCCGUCAAGACCCUGGUAUCGUUGUCUUGAGAGAGCGCGAGUCCCCUCGCGAGGUUGUCCGCCGCGACCCCCGCGAGGACGAGUACUACUACCGCCGAGAGACAAAAGAACUUGGCCCGUAUCGCCGAGAUGAGCGUGAGUACCAUUACGACCGACGAGGUCGUGGUCGCGGCGACUACAUAAGCGACGACGAGGAUUACUACAUGAAGCGGACUGUCAUUCGCCGAAACCGAAGCUCCAGCUCAGACCAUCACCACAAACGCCACCUUGCGGAGGGAGCCCUCGCCGGCGCCGGUAUCGCUGCGCUCGCUGCCAGUCGAAGAGACAGCCGUGGCGAGCUUGGCGCCAAUCGUGGAAGCAAGGUCCUCGCCGGUGCUGCCAUUGGUGGCCUGGGCACUGAAAUCAUUCGACGAGCUCGCAGUGCGUAUGAAGAUACUUAUCACGACGAUCACUACAGGUCUCGGUCAAGAUCUCGCAGCCGUAGCUCCCGUAUUAAGACUGGCCUCGGCAUUGCUGCUGCCGCACUUGCAGUUGCAGGUGCUGCAAAGUAUUAUCAGAGUGGGAAGAUUGAAAAGGAAGAAAUGCGUCGUGGUCGAAGCCGCGGCAGAAGCCGCUCUGUCUCAAGCUACUCUGUAUCUAGAUCUCGUAGUCGCAGCCGCAAAAGCAAGAAGAGCCGCAGUCGCUCCGUGGCCAAGGCUGCCGCUGCGACUGCCGCUGCCGCGGGCUUGGUACAGCACUUCCGCAACAAGUCCAAGUCUAGGAGUCGCUCGCGGUCUAAGUCUCGCAUCAGGACUGGAGCGGAGAUUGCCGCUGCUGGUCUGGCAGGCGGAGUCGCCAGCAAGAUCUAUAAAAAUCGCAAGGAGAAGAAAGACCGCGAAAUAGACCGCGAACUGGACGAGCAAGAUUAUGAGGAGGAAGUCCGGCGGGAACGGCGUGAACGUCGUCGGUCGCGCAGCAGGUCCCAGGCCCGCUCUCUAUAUUCCGAGCCGCGCAGCGCUGAUCCUGAGCUAGGCUUAGUUGAGUACGGAACAGAACCGCUGCCUUCCGACCCGCCCUACCCGCCGGACGACGGGUAUGAGUCUGCAGCGAACGAGAGGCGACGCCGUCGGCACCGGCGUAUGUCUGGCGAUGAUUACGACGGCCACGAGCCGGCGAAGAAGAGGAGCAAGAGCCGGUUGAGGGACAUGGCGGCAGCUGCAGUUGGAACGGGAGCUGCUGCGAUCGGAUUCAAGCAGUAUCAGAAGAAGAAGGAAAAGGACGAGGAAAGACGGUCGAGGGAAAGAAGCGCCCGAUCCCGCUCUAGAGACAGAUCCGUCACACGCGAAAGGACUUAUUCAGGAGAACGCGACUAUAGCAGAGAACGUAGCACAGACGACAGGAUGCGAAACAGGGAGCGAGAGAGGGACCGCAGAAGGUACGAAGAGGACGCUCGGAACGAUGAGUACUACGACAACUACAGCCGUCCUCCCUCACCGCCACACGCUUCCGGCGGCUCAUUCUAUCCUCCACCGCCAGCAGCCGCUGCGGGCUUCACUCAACAUCCCAACAUCUCAACGGCCAACCUGAGAGAUCAGUACCCGCCGUACCCGUCGUCGGACUCGGUAUAUCCUCCGGGACCACCCCCAAUGGGGCCGUCUCCACCGUUGGCCACGGGCGGGGCCGGCGGCUAUCCUCCUCCUCCCCCUCCUGGUGGCCCUCCCCCAUCAGGUGGCCCGCCGGGAACGAGAUUCGGUCCUGACCAUGUGAGUGAAGACAUAUCUCGUAGCGCCUCACCACAAGCUGUCCAGCCAGCAGGUUUGGGUCGUGAGGAUGGUCUAAAGUGGCGAGAGCGUGUCAAGAAAUUUCUCCCAGAAUCUCUGUCCCGGUCUCGUUCUCAAUCUCAACCCCGAUCUCGGUCUCGGUCGUUAUCUCCAACGUCUUCAUCGGUGUCAAGCGCUCUGUCCGAAAGGCGUCCUCAAACUGCACAGCACUCUUCCUCCAAGUCUGUUGCAUUUACCUUGUCACCUCAGUCAUCUCAGACCUUGCGGCUGCACCGCUUAGUUCAAGAGCAACACGCCGAGGAAGAGGCCAUGAAGGAGCAUGAAGUUCCUGCCCUCAGUGAGGAACAACUGGCAACUUUGAACCCCGUUCUCAAUCGUCGACGCUCCUCCUCGGAUCCACCUAGCAGCAAUUUGGUGUCCCGUCGCCGUAAGCGGGGAAAAGAAUCGCCUUCCGAAUCGGAGGACGACGUUGAAGUUCUGCCCGACCGCUUCGAUCCCCAAGGACGGCCCGUUGGCGGUGGAAGUUCGGGGGCUACGAGAUGGAGACAAGGAGCUUUCGAAAGCCAGCCACGAAACGGUAACGGAUGGCAUUCAAGUGGAGCAUGGGCUGUCGGCGGUACAGAUGGCGACGCUGUGCAAAGGAUUGCGAGUGACAUUGAAGGGAUGAUUACCGGGCAAAGUAGUUGGAAGAGCCUGCUGAAGGAUGUGGUUGGAGUGGUUCAGGAAGUGCAACAUGGCGGAGACGCGCGUAGGAUAGAGAACAGUGAUGAUGAGGAUCAUGACGGCCGACGGAGGAGACGGAGGAAGAGUGGAUGA